AAUUCUUCAGUUAUUCAAACAAAUCAAUAUAUACCGUUGUUUAAAUAUCUUCUGAAAGUGGCUUAGGAGUGUAUAACAUGAAUUUAAUGGCAUAAAGGAAUGUAUAUAUGACGAACCAAAAGCAAUAGGAUAUUCUUACUAGGCAUGUAGAGGCUUUUUGAUGACUUUUCUGCGCAUAAGUACGGAUUAACAGAGAUAGCUAAGAUAAUCAUGGCGGAAGGGGGUGUUAGACGUGAGGAGUUAGAGUCUGCAUGGAAUCCAAGCACAUGGGACCAAUGUGACACGUCAGAUACACCAGAUGAAGACAAUGAAUCAUUUAGUCUCUCUCAAAAAAUGGCGGGUUGUCACGUGAACGUGACAGACAAGUGGAUCACAAUAUACAGCAGAACCCCACUGAUUCCAAUUGAGAGCCUAAGCACUUCUAUAGAUGUGUGUAUGACAUUGUUGGGUUAUAGUGACAAAAUCCGACGUGCAAGAAUAGAAGCAUGCAAGCAGCACGAUUGUUGUAUGACAGCAGCUCGUAAGGGUGUACUAACCUGUCUAACCACGGGGAGUAAAGCCGAUGGUCUGACGUGCUCUUUCGAAAGUGAUAGGGACGAAAUGCGAAUUCUGGAUGGUGUCGUUUGUGUAGAAGAAGGGGUUGAUUCUAAAAGCAUCCCAAAAGAGACUACAGUGCUUCGACUAAACAAUCGUAUGAGUUAUCCAGGGCACGGGGUAUUGCUGCUGGAUAAAAACGUUCAAACGAUUCACCCAUUUUUGAAAAAGUCCCUUGAUUAUUUACCAAGUGGUAAUGCAAUUUUAAGCAGCGAUUUAUUUGUCAAGGCGUAUCCAAAGGGAAAGCCAGAAGGAGCUGUGAGGCAUGAUCGUGCCGGUCCAUCGAUGCCGAUGACAUGCAGGGGUGUAGUUCACAUUGACACAGUGUAUACAAUUCGUUGCAUCUGUCCCAGCAUUCUUAAUAAAUGGGCAGAACGAUCACGCAUAUGGCCACCACCAGACGUUGUCCAGAAGGUAAAAUCUUUGGGGGCAUUUAUGUCUCCCGUUGGUUUUAAAGGCAGUAGACAUAAGCAAAUUGAGUGGAGGAUAUGCUUCAAUGAAGGUGAAACUGAACUUGUUAGCAAUCUUAAUGAAACACAGGCUAAAAUAUAUGUGAUGUUGAAGAUGAUCGUUAAAGAUGUACUUCAGCCGUGCAAUAAAGAAAUCACAUCGUAUGCGUUGAAAAAUAUUGUACUAUGGUUAGCAGAACGGAAUCCACAACAUUCAUUCCAUGAUAGAACUUUGUGGGACUGGCUCCGCAAAAGCCUGUACAUUUUAAGAAUGGCUAUUGAUGGUCGUCAACUACCAUAUUACAUGAUCCCAGAUAGGAAUCUGAUGGAAGCAUGUGGACUGGAGGAUGCCCAGCAAACUGCGUGGGUAAACAUGAUAACGGAAAUGAUUAAAGAAGGACCGCGAAUGAUACUAAGAUUAAAGAAGAUGCGAACCAUCCUGCGCUCGAACCUGGAUACAGUAUUUUGGUUCUACAACAUGCGAACGGAGCUGGAGAUACUGAACUUAGAACUCACGAGCAGACACGAACGAGGCGCGGCAAGUCAAGAAGACAAUGAGAAAACUGCUGAGCAAAUGAAACGUGUGAAUGAAAUUUUAGUCGAGGUCCGUGAGAGGUCGCUUGUCAAUGGGAAUCGUGUCGAUGACCGAAGGGAAAUAUUUGACCUUGUGUUGGGUGACAUGGCUAAUGUAAAGCUUUUUGUUUGAUGAUAUGUUAUCUUGAAUAGUUUCACACGUAUUUGUAUACGACUGAAAAGGUCAACUGAAUGAAUGUAAACCAUAUUGAACACUUUUAACAAAAAAAUUAAUUCAUGUGUGACACAAAGAAUUUAUGUGUUUUAUUAUUGGUUGCUUAUAAGCACAUUUCAGAAUUCAGUUACUCAGCUGUAUCUUUUAGUUGUGCAUGUCUAAUAAAAACAUGUAAAAUGAUGUUUUAAUGAAAAUAUAAUAUAAUAUACUGUUAAUUUACUUAAUAAACAGGACUGGUCAGUGAUUUUGGAAACAUGUGUUUCGUAAUGAAUUGUCUUUAUUUAUUGUGCUGCUAUGCUUUAUAUUCGACUUCUUUUGUUUCAUUAUCGUUUAAAUUUAUUCAUUUUCGCUUAAAUCAUAUUAUUAGUUUUAUUUGAUGUAUCUAACGUAAUAACCUUUUUUCUUUACAUUAUACGUACUUACUAAGCUUAGGACAAAAUACAAAAUAGAACUUCAGCGUUUGUGAAAUCUCUACGUAGCUUAUGGUAAAGGUGCAUUAUGUAUAUAUUUUAUAGGGUAUCUUUUUGUUGUUUUGUUUACAUGUAGCCAUGUAUUCAUAUUUUGUUCUUGUAAAGAACACGUCAUAUUUGAACCACGAUCCAAGUGCAUCUUAGUAACAAAUGUUUUGUUCAAAUGAUUGAUGGAAAACGUAACACACGCUUUAUUAUUUCAUUGAUAUCAAUAGAUGGUCACCUAUAAGUAUUGACAUCUUUCAUAGUCAGUUUUUUUUAAUUCCUAUACAUACGUUAUUGUUUGAAUCUUAUACAGCAUUUAUUGUUUAAAUAAUUUUUUUAAUAUUUUUUGUAGGACAGUCAUGAAGUCCUCAAAUUGUUGUGUUUGAAAAAUAAGAAACUCUAUGGUAAAGCAUCUUUUUCACCUUAACAGAAUUUGUAAAAGGCAGCCCGCUGAAACACUUGAAUGUUUGGGUUGUUAAUAACUAGUUACUUGAUGAUGUUGUCUACCUAAUCCUUGUUUAAGUUUUUUUUAAGCUAGAUACUUGUCUUUGGACAUUAAUUAUUUAAGUGACCUUUCUAUUAUUCGAUGACAUCUAAAUUUAUGUUGUAUAACUUCAUUGUGGUAUUUACUAACAUAACACAUACAGGAAGAAUGGUUAUA
Molecule: messenger RNA, 2907 nt
Organism: Dreissena polymorpha
Lineage: Eukaryota; Metazoa; Mollusca; Bivalvia; Myida; Dreissenidae
Exons: 4
Coding region: 211-1749 (512 amino acids)
Source: RefSeq, a predicted model, not a curated record